AUGAGCUUCGUCGGCACGCCCAACUGCUAUGUCUGCAACAAGAAGGUCUACCCUGUGGAGCGAAUGGACGCCGACAAGAAGACCUUCCACAAGGGUUGCCUCCGCUGUGCGCACUGCAACUGUGCAUUGAAGCUGGGCAACUACGCUGCGCUGCAGGGCAACUACUACUGCAAGCCGCACUUCAAGCAACUCUUCAAGCUCAAGGGCAACUAUGACAGCGGCUUCGGUCGUGAGCCGGCCAAGAUGAAGUGGGACGCCAAGGGAGCGCCCUACGGCGUGGGCUCCGAGGAGUCCGAUGAACCCUCCUCCACCUCGGCCCGGAGCGAGGACUCAGCCCCUGAAACGAAGCCGCUAUGGGGUGAGCCUGGUGACGAGGCCCAGGAGAAGCCGGCGAUGCGGUCCAAGUCCUUCCGCGUCAUCAGGCGCGACGCGCCCAAGAAGGAGCAGCCGACCGCCCACAGCGAUGUGGGCGUCGACGAGACCGGCGGCGGCGAUGGCGAGAGAGCGUUCCCGCUGCCGUCGGCCCUCCGCAAGUCGGCCAAGCUGCCCUCACCGCCUCAGCAACAGUCGCCGCCCAAGCAGCCGCAGCCGCAGCCGCAGACCACGCCGGUCUCGCCGCAGAAGCCGACCGAGGCCGCCGCGACGGCGUCGAGCCAGGGCGACAGCGCGGCGGUCGAGGCGGAGCGGUGCAAGGUGGCGGAUGAGAGGCGCAAGCUCGACGAAGAACGGCGCAAGGUGGACGACGAGCGGAAGAAGGUGGAAGACGACCGACGGGCGCUCGAGGCCGAGAAGGCUAAGGUGGAAGAGGUCAAGCGACGCAUCUGGGAGGAAAAGAACAAGGUCGCCGCCCAGUUCAAGCAGGAGCGCGAGGCCAUCACGAAGGAGCGCGAGGAGCUCGAUACCGCGCGCGCCCAGUGGGAGGAGGCCAAGCGCGCGGCCGCGCAGGCGCCCGUGGCCAAGACCGACACGGCGACACCGCCGCCGCAGAAGGUAGAGGCCGAGCUGCAGGCCAAGUGGGCCGAGCUGGAGGAGCGCACGCGGGAGGAGAAGGACAGCGUUCAGCGCGACAGGCAGAAGCUGGCCGAGGAGAGGAAGGUGUUGGAGGAGGGUGUGCGCAAGCUCUACAACCAACUCGACGCCAAGAUCAAGCAGCUCGAUGACACCAUUGCCGGCCUCCAGCAAUUCUAG
Messenger RNA from Acanthamoeba castellanii str. Neff, 1188 nucleotides. RefSeq names its product LIM domain containing protein. Gene Ontology annotation, cellular component: plasma membrane; actin cytoskeleton. The transcript has 5 exons. Gene Ontology annotation, molecular function: actin filament binding. Gene Ontology annotation, biological process: actin filament bundle assembly. Lineage: Eukaryota; Discosea; Longamoebia; Acanthamoebidae. The record is from RefSeq and is a predicted model, not a curated record. The coding region runs from base 1 to 1188 and encodes 395 amino acids.